GUUUUCUUUCAUUCAUUCGUGUUCAAACGCUUCGGAAGGGAGUGCCACUGUGCGUGCCGGUGGUAGUGGUGUGGUUUUUGUCGUAAAGUCAGGAAACGAAAAGACUGCUCCGGUGGAAAACGAAAAACUCGGAAUCAUCAAUGAAACCCGGGGAAACGAUGUGCUUUGUGUACUGUUUUGUGUUCUGUGUUCGAUUUGUAACCAUCGUGUAAAUGUGACCAGCGCGCCCGUGUACCGUUGUGUGUGCGUGCGUGUGUGUGUGUUUAUGUGUGCGUGCGUGCCCGAUGGAAAUCAUUCUUUAUGCGUAGUGUAAAAGCCCGCAAAAUUCAACGUAUCUGGAAUAUGUGAUAGAAGAAGAAAACACAACCGGAAAAAUAAGCAGCAACAACAAAAAGACGAGCGCACACGUUACAAAACGUGCGCGUGAAAAGUGUGAGUGGAUUAAGGCGCGUGCGUGCGUGUGUGUGUGUGUGAUUGGAUGUCGGAUUGGAUCCCGUCCACGGUGCGUAGAUCUAUCUGUGUUAACGCGUGAUAUAUGUGUACCGCUGGUGCCGCUAUUCCCACAAACUCGGCACAAGCCUGUGCUUGCGUACGCAUUUCCGCAUUCGGUGCGGUUGAUCGGAAGUGAGAGAAAAAUCCGACCUCCCCCGUAAAAGAGGAAGAAAACACCGACAAAAAAGAAGCAAACUGUCGAAACAGAAGUAUAACUCUCGAUUAUGGCACUGCUAUCCAAUGGCGCUUCUUCGAUGCAGAUAACAGCACAGACGGCCAACGGUGGUCCGAACGGUGGUGGCCCCGAUGGCGCAGGAGACUUCAACUCCAACGAUCAUAUCUUCUUUUCAAGCCUGUUCAACGCGUUGCCGUGCUGGGAUGCGCCACCGCACAAAACAAGCUCGGGACCAGUUAUGGUUCCACAAAGCAAUAACAACACUUCACUGGAUCGUGAUAGCAUUAGUAUUACGGAGGAUCUAUUGUUUUCCAACGUGUUGGGAGCAAUCGGUACGGGCAGCAGCAGUAGCGGCAGUGGAAGUGUCGGAACCAUUGGCAUGGGCCAUGUCGGUCUCAUCGGUUCAUCCAACGGAUCCAACAGUGGCGGCCAUCUCGCCCAUGUGGUGAACUCUUCGAACGAAAUUUUCGGCGUCAUAGGGUCGUCCUGCACGAGUCACACACAGCUCACGCCGGGCACUUCGCCCCAGACCAACUCCUCCAACGGCAGCCAUUGUCCCUCGUCCGUAGGGGCGAUCUGCGGGCGAUGCGACACGCACGCCUCGAGUCGCUGCCUUGACUGUAACGAUGUGCUGUGUGAGGACUGUACACAGCUGCACGCAAAGAAUGCCUUCACGAAGGAUCAUUGCGUGAUUUCGAUUAACACAAUCUCACCGAUCGGCUCGGCACCGUGCAUGAUGCAGGGCAAUGGGCUUGUCAGCAGCAAUGGGGGCGGGUCCGGGAACGGGCCCAUCCCUGGAGUGGCGAUGUCCGAGCCGCAUUGUGAUGUGCACGGCGAAGUUCUGCGCUAUCUUUGUGAAUCGUGCAAGAAGGUUGUCUGCCAAGAGUGCACCCUGUGGGACCACAAAGACCACUCGUGCAUUCCGGUGGCAAACAUUUCGCACGGCGCCUCCGACAAAAUCAUGUCCAUUCUGGAGAGUGGCAAGCUGGGUACGAAGUACAUCAAGGCCAGUAUUGAUCGCGCCGUCACGUACUCGCAGGCCGUCGAGCGGGAUGCAAUGGAAGCGUCGGCUCGCAUUCGUAAAGCGAUGCGUCACUUUAUCCUUGCCGCCGAGGAUCGCGAGCGAACGCUGCUCGAACGGGUAGACAAAUUUCGCCAACAGAAGCUAACGUCCCUUUCCGACCAGAUGGCUGGAUUACGUGCCGCCCUCGCAGGGCUGUCGCAGACGUCCGACAUGCUAACGAAGGCGCUCGACUCCGUCUCGAUGAUGGGCAGCAUGGAGAUAGCGAAAACACUCACCACGGGCGAAAGCCAGAUGGAACAGUUUGCGGCCAUGUACAAGAAUCUGCAGCCGAAGGAAGAGUUUAUCACGUUCGUGGCUCCAAACUUUGAGCUGCUGCAGGAAAUCCGGAUGCAGGGUGAUGUGAUGCUGGUGGGGCAACGCAGCAACUCCGUUUCGUCGAACAGCUCGGGCAACGCAAGUAUACAGGGCCAGUCGGGACCGAACUGCGGUGGUGGCAAUGCCAACAAUGGCGUCAGUAGUGGAGUGGGCGCUGUAGGUACGGUCGGUAACAUCCUCACGCGACGCCCGAUCGUUCGCAGUACGACACCGGCGCAGCGCAUCGGAUCGUCAACUUGGGAACCGAUGGGAAAAGGGUCCGGUGGUGGAUCAUCCGUUUUAGGAUCUUCUCCAACGUCCUUCGGUAUCGGUCCGAUCCCUGGCGCCCCGAUACUCGGGCAGUGCAUUCCCGGCUGCAACAAUCAUGUGGCCGCCAAACCAGCCGUCGGUCCCAGCCUUACGUUCGGUUUCGAUGGUCACGAGGAUGGACAGGUUUCGCGACCCUGGGGCAUCACGGUUGACAAGGACGGGCAGAUACUGGUAGCCGAUCGGCGCAACAAUCGCGUGCAAAUAUUUUACCCCGACGGUACGUUCAAGCUUAAGUUUGGCUCGAAGGGCACGGCAAACGGACAGUUCGAUCUGCCGGCUGGUAUCUGCACGGACGGCCAGGGACGCAUCAUCGUGGUCGACAAGGAUAACCACCGGGUGCAGGUCUUUUCGGCCGGCGGACUGUUUCUGCUCAAGUUCGGCUGUUACGGCAAGGAGUGUGGUCAGUUCCAGUAUCCGUGGGAUGUAGCAGUGAAUACGAAGGGUGAAAUUUUAGUGACCGACUCGCGGAACCAUCGCAUCCAACUGUUCAGUCCCGAUGGGCUGUUCAUUUCGCGCUACAGCUUCGACGGCGUAAAUCACAGCCGUUAUCUGAAAGGUUUGACGACGCCGCGUGGCGCUUGUUUCACGCCACAGGGAGACAUUAUCAUAUCGGACUUUGAAAACCAUCGUCUGCUGCUGAUCGAUGCGACUCUUUCAAAGGUGCUUGCCGCAAAGGGACACGAAGGAUCAGCAGUGCACGAAUUCAGUCGACCGUCGGGCAUUUGCUGCGACGAUGACGGACGAGUGAUCGUCGCCGAUUCCAAAAAUCAACGAGUGCUAGUGUUUUCACCACAGCUAGAGUUUCUUUGGGCGGUGGAAAUCCGUCCAUCGUCGAAUGGUUUGCUAGCCAUCGGUAUGGACGAAAAAGAUCGGCCAAGCGAUGUCGCCCUCUUGCCCGACGGUCGUCUCGUGGUGAUGGUUGAAACGUCACCGGACGCGCGUGACCAGUGUAGUCCGCAGAAAACAUUCAUUCAAAUUUACUAACGAGUCGUGCCAUCGUAUCAGGCACCAGCGCUAAAGAGAGCAGUAUGCUUUUCUAGAAAUUGAUCAUUCGAACCUAAACUGCCAAAAUAUUGUUUUUUCACAACGAGGUUAGUUUCUCCAUCAUCCAUCGCUCCUACUCACUACUACUGGCUCGAGGCUCGUAAACACGUAAGCAUAUAAGCACAAAGUAGCCCACACUGUUGUAGGCGAGGCAAGGGAAGGGGAGCUAAACAAAAUUUGUAAAAACAGUUUAUAACUUAUAAGAUUGUAUGUACGUGCAACGCUGCUACCUCAAAACUCGUUUGAUUAAGUUGUUACUUACGUGAUUUUAGUGAUUUUUGUGUUGGUCCAGAGCGACAAUUUACUGCAUUGCAUGGUACCAGUCGUCGUCUCACCGGCGAGGCAUUUGUGAGGUGGUGAUUGAUGAAAUGAUAGGAAAUUUUAAUCCCUUUAUUCUGUUGGUUUCGGUUUUGUGAAUGUAGUAAAAUGUAGACAAGCAAAACAAAAAAGCCAUCCCCAAUCCUGGAACCUGGAAGCUUAAGAAGAAUUUAAAUCAGUAACCGAAAAGUACAAGGAACAAAGUUUUUUAUAAAAACAAACAAACAAACAAAACGAUAAUGCAUAUGCAGCACGGAACAAUUGACGAAACUUAACGUAAAAAGAGAGCGAGAGGGAGAGAGCCAAGAGCGACACACACACCCACAGAAAAAGGGAAAAAAGGGAAGGCAUAGGAGAUUAGAGCUUUUCCUUUUCGUCGCCAUAAGCAGAUGUGUGUUAGGUUGUUGGUUAGAUGCAAAAUGAAAUGAUUGUCUUCAACAGCGCACGCAAGCAAACAAAAGUAGCAAAUAUGGAUCAAAUCUAAAUGCAAAGUGAAACGAAGAAGAGAUGAUGAUGCAUCGUAAAUAUAGUACAAUUGUAGGAAUAGUUACGCGCUCUGGCGCGAUGGCAAAGCGCAACCAUUAUAUGUGACACACGCCGUGCACACACGGUACGCGUGUUGUGUGUGUGUGUGAGUGUUUUUUUUUAAAUAUUUGAUAUAGAUGGUUUUAAUUUUUACUUCUAUUUUAUAGAACGUGAAUGUUCUCUAAGUUUUGAUCCUCUCCAAAACGCAGUUUUGAUGUUUUUAUUAGCAAAUUUCAUAGUCAAAGUCCCUAUAGACAAUGCGUAUUUAGACUUAUAUCGUCGCCCCGGUUUCGGUACUUUGUAUCGGGAUGGGGGGCCAUAGGGAUAAAGUGACGGGAAGCGAAGCGAAGAAGAUGCAACAAUGCAACCGGUAUAUUAUGAAUAUGAUUAUUGUAAUUUAUAUACAUCAUACUGAGACUGCGGACGGUACGCAAUUUUACUCAACAAGACUGAACACGAAACACGCGAGUGUGAACAUAACACAUAGCCGGAUCGAAGCGUCUCGUGAAUGGUUCUUUUUUUAGGGUGUACGUACAUUGAACUAUAAAAUAAGGGAAUGAGUAACGAAAAGAAAAAAACACCCAAAUAUUUACGCCAGCUCGAUUCGCCAGCUAAAAACGCGUUCACCAAAAACGAUUCGUAGCGAAAAAAAAAUUAAACCAACCAACAAACCGGUGUAUACGACGACGCCGUAGCAUAAUUUUGAGUCCCACCAAGAGUUUUUAAGCAUGUUUUUGACAUUUCGUACGUUAUUUCCACUUUAGCCAAGUCUGCCUGUUUCGUGGUUCUAUCGAAUAAGUUUGUUUAGUGUCAGCGUGCCGCGCCAGUACAAGCGUGUGUGUGUGUGUUAAGCAAGUAGCACUUUUGUUGCAUUCUGUUUUGUAGGUUCAAAACCAGUAGACUGAUCUUUUGUGUUUUGUUUUAACGUUUUUUUUUCUUUUUGCUAGUCCAGAUGGGACAGUGUUAAGGACACGUAUUCGUUCAAGGCAAUGAAUAAUUUAUGUAAAACAUUAACAGCAGCAGCACCACCCGUUUAGUGUCAUUUGUCUGGACUAUUAGGUAUUAUUUUUGCACUUGCGUACGAACGCUCUUCGUUCGAUAUGGUUCGAACAUUUUAAAAGUAUUUUUAGCAUGUGUACUGUCAUCGUUUAGCAAACGGCAACAUGCCGACGUAGCCGUAUCUGUAGUCAAUUUUAGCAGUAGUACUUUAUGCCUGUUGUAUGUAACAUUAUCAAUGAGUUGAGGCACGCCCAAUGCUCCUGCCGUGUGGCUAGAACCAGCAGUUUUGCGAUAAGCUUAAGCAUCUCCUGCUAGCGGCUCCGUUUACCAUACCUGUAUUUCUUUUAUUUGGUGUUAAUUUUUUUCCAAUCUUGGCAUGUACAAACAAGUCCCAGUAAAAAAAACUACGUACACCACCCCGUACACCAAUUCAUUAUUAUUACCAAGCCGGAUGAUUUGUCACUUCCCUGCGGAUAGGAGGAGACGAACGUGUGCUAUGUUAAGACGAAUGCUAUAGCAAUAUGCAAUGAGGAGACUACCACACACUCUCUGACAUUAUACUAUUGUAGGUUAUGCAAAGCGUUUUUUUUCGAAGGGGACCCGUUGUUUGAGUAUAGUCUGUAUUUAAUUAUCCCUCUAGCCAAUGAUGCUCCAAGUUCCAAGCAUUAACACUAGCUCUAAGUACGCAUCCAAAUAUAACGAAUGAACUAUUGCGUAUUGCUAGCGAGGUUCGUUCUUAUCAAAAAGAUCAAUUAAAUUGAUAAGCGACGGUUCGAGAGGGGAUCGGAUGGCACAUUGAAGAUCAUAUCUUCGAACCGAUCGUACCGGAUCGGUGGAUUCUUUGAAUCUCUGCCACGGAAAAAAAACAAACGAUGGAUUGAUUAUCGAGUAGUAAGCAAAUUGUAAUAUACUUCAGCUUUUUCGUAAGCAUGAAGCAAAACAGCAAGAUACUGCCAGCAAGUUGUUCAAUAUAGCGUAACUAAUGUAGCGUAAGCUGAAUGUGUAGCGUUAAGUUGCAUACUCUCACACAUAUACAUAUACAUGCUUUGUGCUGCGUGGUGUUUGAAAACACCGUUUUCGCAAAACAUAACUUAACGCUAAGACGCAAGAUACGUUAGGGAUAAAACCGCAACCACCAAUAUAUACCGGCUAGCCUCCCCCCCAGCUCAUUUAAAAUGACCAAAACGAUCAAUCGGUGAGUUCGAGCGAAUUUGAAACACUCGAUCGAUGUAAGGAUGUAACAGCCAAACAAACAUGAGUCUAUAGUGUAAUGCACACACACACUCACACACCGCCCGAUGAUCAAAACAUGAUCGAGAGUGAGUAUACAUGAUGAAUGGUACAAAUUUAGAAAUAGUCCCUUUUGCGGUGGACUAUUGCAAAAAAACAGGAAAAACGCAUGAGUUCUAUUCCAAAACGUGGAAAUGCAAUGGCAAUUCAAAACUGCCACCAUUUCAAAAGUUGUGAUUUUGUAAGCGAAACCAAGUAGUGCAGACAGUAAAACCGCGGCAAAAGAAUAAACUACUACUGUGAGACCGAAGCUACUGAAAGUAUUUUGACACAAAAUAAAGCAAACAAAAAACGGAAGUCAGCAACGUGAUUUGAACCACUGCAAUGAGGAACAUAGUGACGCAGCAUAAUGACCAAGGUGGGGGAACAAAAAGGGAGGAAAAGUUGUGGUGAAACCCGAACAAUGCGCUGUAUUAACGCGCUAGCUUCAGUGGCAACAACAGAGCUAUUAUAAAGACUUCUCCGUGAGAGGCAUUUGGCAGAAAGAGAUUUUUCCCCAAAACCAACGCUUCCGGUGCGAGGCUACCCAUACAAACACGUGUAGAUAAGAUCAUCCCAAGACAAGUCUGACGGGGUACGCGCGCAGUACGGUGCAGGAAUCAAAUCGGCUUCGGGCAAAUCCCCUAGCAAAGGAUGGCUGACUGGCUGAUGAUAUUUGCAGCUCUUUGCAGCAGAGCACAGCGAGAAUGCGCGCUAUAAACAUUAAUCAAAUUAUUAAAAAAGCAAAAGUUGCCAUAAACAUGUAAGAACGUUUUGUAACAAACGAGCAAAAGUGAAAGCAAAACCUAACCGUGGAGUAUAUUUUAUGUACGCUAAAAUGAUGAAAAAAGACUAGUGAAAUGUGUAACUGCAAACACGGUGUGCAGAACCCAGCAGCACGGGGUGUCACGAAACCCGAAACGAACACAGAAAGGCAAGGCAAAAUGCGUUGCGCAAAAAAACAUAACCUAAACACUUGUGACAAACGACUGGUGAGGCUAAGAUCUCCAUUUAAGACAAAGAAAUCAUUUGAUGAACUUGUGAACACGGACUAAGCUAUAUAAGAGGAGAAAGGUAGAUGGAAUCGUGUUUUUCUUUUUCGUAUAGAUUAAUCACAAAGCUCAGUGCUUUUUAUAUUCUACAUAUUAAAAAAAAAAGUUUAACAAACAGGCAAACAUGCUCUAAAAUCGCAGGCUAGUUUAUGGAAAGAGUUUUCUUUCUGUAAAACCGCUGCAUUUCCAGUCUUUCUAAAAUAUUAGCAGGUAAACAUAACUAUCGCCUAGAUAAGUAAACCGGUGUGAGCUGCACGUCUAAAACUGUGUGUGUGUGUUUUAGUGAGAACUACUAAAUUUUGUAACAUUGAUGAGUAUUUUAUGCGAAGCGCGUGUGUGUGAAACGAACCAUUGGAAACCUUUAAACUAUUAACUCUACCGAUGCCAUCGGUCCGAACUCUUGUUCGGUCUCCCUUUCCUUCUCUCCUUCCGCAUUACCCUCUUCACUUCUUUCCUCUUAAGUAAAUCGGAUAAAAGUGUAUUUGUUAGAUAAGAAAAUCAAAUUCCAAGCAGGACAAAUUAUGCUUCAUCGCUACACAAAACAAAAAAACUCACUCACCCAUGUCCGUACAAACCACCCAGGUUGUGCAUUGUAAAGAAUAGCAAUAAAUUGAACUGAAUUUCUCAUAAAAAAUAGCCAAUUACAACACGCUCUACUAUCGAAAAGGCUACUCAGAAAUAUUACUACUAAACCAUGUAAAAGCGAGCGAGCAGACAGCAAUGAAUUAGGUCGACUGAUCGAAACAAGUAAGACUGAAAGAUUCGAAUUGUGACCGUUUUUUGUACGGUGGCGGCAUUUUUGCACUGUUUUGCGCGUUUGCGCAGCGUAGUAUGAUCAGCUGAAAUGAAGCUACUUAUGACAGACACAGAUGGACAGAAUACAAAUAGUUAACGUGCUUUGCUUUAACUAAUGCUCUGCUGCAAUCUAAAUGCUUCCGUAUGCACUGUUAUUGCAUAUUUGAAUUGGAACAUUCUACAAUAACUUAUUCGAUUUUUUUUUAAAGUUAUACACACACACACGCGCGCACACUCGCAAAUCACUACUAUCGCUACUAUCUAUAAGGGUUGAGUUCUAUAACUGAAACCUGCUCUAAAAUUAUGUUUCAUACCCGAACCCGAUUCUCACCUCUGCUUGAACAAUUUCCUGCCGAAUGCUUUAUUAUUCGAAUAAAAAAAAAUUAAGGACAUAAAAGUGAAAUGCUUUAACACAAGCCAACACACACAGCCCCAAAAUACCUUCCUUUUCACUGAAAAAAAAGCUUAAGAUUUUUCGCCAAAUAAAAUUGAGGGUAGUUCUCGGCGCAGGACAUUUCCUCGCAAAACCCACACUCACUCAUCUACCCGUUGUGUGAUUAAUCGAGGCAUAUAACUACGUAAAAAGCGGCAACAUCCUACCAUAGGGCGCUGUUUGACGCUUUACUGUCCAAGCGGACAACGUAAAGGCAUAUAUUUUUACAAACUGUAUUUCUAACGAACGCGUAUUUACAUACAUUUAUCGAUAACAGAUAAUUUGGAAAGGAUUCACUGGAUUUUGGAAAAUUGACUGCGUUUGCACAAUGGAAACAAAAAAAAAAAGGGAUGAGAACAUAACACGCAAAGCUGUUUGAAAAAGUACAACCUUAGCAAAGAUGUAAGAAGCGUAAGAAGCAAUAGAAAGCGAAACUUUUUUUAUAAACAUUAGGACAAUUGAUGGAUCGUGACGAUUUAAACUACCGUAAUAAGUUAGAUGCUAUGCAACUGAAGAAUGAACCUAGAAAGUAAAACAUUAAAAAAAACACAGAAACAAAAACAUGCAAAGGAGUGGUUACCAACGACUGAUUUAUACACACACACAUAUAUAGAUAUAUGUAAACUAAAAACAAAGCCCAUGCAAAAGCGAAGAAACCCAAUGCACACGGACAGUGGUGGCACAGGCAAAGAGCAGUACUACUUAUAUACGAACUGAAGCAAACAAGCCAAUAAAAUUAGCUUAUCAACAGCAACUGCAGCCCAAAACUGAAAGCUAUAGCCACUCGUAACAAAACAAAACCAUGUCCGUACAACGGAACAAAAAAUAAUACAAAGAAAAGAAGUAGAGCCGUUAAGCAUCACAGCUACACAAUCCAUUCGCCCAUAGUGUUGUUGUUCACCAUUAAAGUUCACUGCAUAUAGUUGUCAUGCUCAUCACCAUCAACAUCACAUCGUCACAGCAUCUUCAUCAUCACCACCAUCAUCAUCAUCAUCGUCGUCAUAACUACGUGUAUAACAAGUGCAGAAGCGAACCGGAAAAGGAUGGGCGGGCGGGCGAUGCAAGAAGCAGCGCCAAUGUUUUGUACCAUCUUUCUCCAUUCGAUUCGACGCCUAUAGCUUUAUGGCAUACAAACAAUAGCAAUUGUAAAACCAGUUCCAAUACCGAAGGUAAUUUUUAUAACACCACCAUUAGCGUUAAAGUGAAGAAAAUAAACCACCGGAAAAAUGUACUGUAAA
This is a messenger RNA of Anopheles stephensi (Asian malaria mosquito), 10048 nucleotides long. RefSeq names its product protein wech (gene wech). The record is from RefSeq and is a predicted model, not a curated record. Gene Ontology annotation, molecular function: zinc ion binding; ubiquitin protein ligase activity; protein binding. Gene Ontology annotation, biological process: protein polyubiquitination; proteasome-mediated ubiquitin-dependent protein catabolic process. The coding region runs from base 717 to 3359 and encodes 880 amino acids. The transcript is spliced from 6 exons. Lineage: Eukaryota; Metazoa; Arthropoda; Insecta; Diptera; Culicidae.